Molecule: messenger RNA, 1618 nt
Organism: Trichomycterus rosablanca
Lineage: Eukaryota; Metazoa; Chordata; Actinopteri; Siluriformes; Trichomycteridae
Product: sialomucin core protein 24-like
Exons: 3
Coding region: 1-528 (175 amino acids)
Source: RefSeq, a predicted model, not a curated record
AUGGACGUUACAGCUAGAACACCUAGCUUAACAGAAACCACAGGGCAUAACGGAAAUGAGAGUACAUCCAACUCCACAUCUGUGUACUUCACUACAGGAACAACUCUUGACAACAAAACGGGCAAUGAAACAGCAGGUGCUGGACUAACUCAUUCAGAAAAAUCUUUGACAAUCAUGUUUAGUGUGGUAUUAGGAGUAAUAGUACUGCUAGUUUUUGGGCAGAUUGUGUACAGAGUGACCAGAAGCAAACAAAGAAGAGUCCAGUAUUCACACCAUCCUCUCUUUAAUGAAAAUACAGGUGAGCAGUUUAUGGUACAAGAUGACACACUUGUGAUUUCAGGAGGACUCUACAAUGGCCCUCAGAUCUACAACUCCACUGUAACUGCGAUAAAUGAUGACCAGCAAACAUUUGUUUACACACCUACACAGUUUCGCUUGGAGUUGUUGAAUGAGGACCCGGGAACAGAGCAAACUUGUAAAGCUUUUACCUUUAAAACCUUUAACAACAUUGAACAAGAGCCUCAGUAAAUCAAUUUUGUAUUUUACCUCAAAGCUACAUCAGCAAUAUUAGGCUGUUACACCUAAAAAGAAUAAGUUUUUAAAAAAUGUUAAUGGUUUAUCUAAAAGGUUUAAACAUUUUUAUUUCAUGCAAAGGACAGUGACUGAAACAAUGCAAACAUAGAACAGUAAUAUUAACAGUAAUAUUAUAGUUUAACACACCACUGAAAUAACUGACUGACACACUCAAUAUCUAACAAUUCAUAUUUUUCAAUAUAUAUUACUCUUCUCUAUAGUAUCUAAUAAACUAUAAGACCAAAAGUAUUGGACACCUGACCAUUAAUUUGUUGGGUCAUCCCAUUUCAAAAACAAUUGACGUUACAAUAAGAAUGACCUCUAUGGGAUCUUUUUAGCUAUAACAACAUCCACUCUUCUGAGAAGUCUUCUUACAAAACUUUAAACUAUGUCUGUGGAAAUUUAUGGAUAUUCAGUCAAAAGAGCAGGUGUAUGGUUGGGCAUUGAUGUUGGUAAAGAAAGCCUCAACUGAUGUUCCAGUUCAUUCCAAACUCUGUGCAGGGCUCUUUGCACUGGAGGCCAUCGGAGUUUCUUUAAACCAAGCUUUUUUUCCAUGUCUUUAUUGGCCUUGCUUGCUUAUUGGCUUGCUUGCUUUGUGCACUGGGGCACAGUCAUGGUGGAACACAAAGGGGCCCUACCUGCUGCUGCUGUGGAAGCAUUUAAUUUCCCUUAUAUAACUGAUUAAUUACACCUGUUAGCAACUGCUGUGGCUAAAACACAUAAAUGUAAUAUUUAGAAUGGGUGUCCCUAUAGUUUUGUCAAUAUAGUGUAUGCUCUUAAAUUACAAUAAACAAUGGAAACCAUCUUUAACCUUGGUGUCUGAUUAAUACCAAGUUGUUUUUAAGCAAAUAUUUUCUCUGUUCCUUUUUUCUUUUUCUUGUCUGAGCUGGUAACGGUAGUCCAGCCUGCAUCCCGCAUUCUUUUCAUAGUUGCCAGUUUUAGUGCUGCUCCUGGAGACUUAUAACCAGCAGAACUCUGCACCUGUAGUGUACAAAUGUGACAAAUUCAAGUUAAUAAAACAUAAAAUGUCUGGAUGUUAAAUCAA